AUGGACGUGGACGUGGACGUGGACGUGGAAUGGACGUGGACGUGGACGUGGACGUGGACGUGGACGUGGACGUGGACGUGGACAGGACGUGGACGUGGACGUGGACAUGGACGUGGACGUGGACGUGGACGUGGACGUGGACGUGGACCUGGGGACGUGGACGUGGACGUGGACGUGGACGUGGACGUGGACGUGGACGUGGACGUGGACGUGGACGUGGACGUGGACGUGGAAAUGGACGUGGACGUGGACGUGGACGUGGACGUGGACGUGGACGUGGACGUGGACGUGGACGUGGACAUGGACGUGGACGUGGACGUGGACGUGGACGUGGACGUGGACGUGGACGUGGACGUGGACGUGGACGUGGACGUGGACGUGGACGUGGACGUGGACAUGGACGUGGACGUGGACGUGGACGUGGACGUGGACGUGGACGUGGACGUGGACGUGGACGUGGACAUGGACGUGGACGUGGACGUGGACGUGGACGUGGACGUGGACGUGGACGUGGACGUGGACGUGGACGUGGACGUGGACGUGGACGGACGCGUGGACGUGGACGUGGACGUGGACAUGGACGUGGACGUGGACGUGGACGUGGAAAUGGACGUGGACGUGGACGUGGACAUGGACGUGGACGUGGACUGGACGGAUGUGGACGGGGACAUGGACGUGGACAUGGACGUGGACGUGGACGUGGACGUGGACGUGGACGUGGACGUGGACGUGGACGUGGACGUGGACGUGGACGUGGACGUGGACGUGGACGUGGACAUGGACGUGGACGUGGACGUGGACGUGGACGUGGACGUGGACGUGGACGUGGACGUGGACAUGGACGUGGACGUGGACAUGGACGUGGACGUGGACGUGGACAUGGACGUGGACGUGGACGUGGACGUGGACGUGGACGUGGACGUGGACAUGGACGUGGACGUGGACGUGGACGUGGACAUGGACGUGGACGUGGACGUGGACGUGGACAUGGACGUGGACGUGGACGUGGACGUGGACAUGGACGUGGACGUGGACGUGGACGUGGACGUGGACGUGGACGUGGACGUGGACGUGGACAUGGACGUGGACGUGGACGUGGACGUGGACAUGGACGUGGACGUGGACAUGGACGUGGACGUGGAAUGGACUGGACGUGGACGUGGACGUGGACGUGGACAUGGACGUGGACGUGGACGUGGACGUGGACGUGGACGUGGACGUGGACGUGGACGUGGACAUGGACAUGGACGGGACGUGGACGUGGACAUGGACGUGGACGUGGACAUGGACGUGGACGUGGACGUGGACGUGGAAAUGGACGUGGACGUGGACGUGGACAUGGACGUGGACGUGGACGUGGACGUGGACAUGGACGUGGACGUGGACAUGGACGUGGACGUGGACGUGGACGUGGACGUGGAUGUGGACGUGGACGUGGACGUGGACGUGGACGUGGACGUGGACGUGGACGUGGACGUGGACGUGGACGUGGACGUGGACAUGGACGUGGACGUGGACGUGGACAUGGACGUGUGGACAUGGACAAUGGACGUGGACGUGGACGUGGACGUGGACGUGGACGUGGACGUGGACGUGGACGUGGACGUGGACGUGGACAUGGACGUGGACAUGGACGUGGACGUGGACGUGGACGUGGACGUGGACGUAGAAAUGGACGUGGACGUACAAAUGGACGUGGACGUGGACGUGGACCUGGACGUGGACGUGGACGUGGACGUGGACGUGGACGUGGACGUGAACGUGGACGUGGACGUGGACGUGGACAUGGACGUGGACGUGGACGUGGACGUGGACGUGGACAUGGACGUGGACGUGGACAUGGACGUGGACGUGGACGUGGACAUGGACGUGGACGUGGUCGUGGACGUGGACGUGGACGACGUGGACGUGGAGGACGUGGACGAGGACGUGGAGGACGUGGACGAGGACGUGGAGGACGUGGACGUGGACGUGGACGUGGACGUGGACGUGGACGUGGACGUGGACGUGGACGUGGACCUGGACGUGGACGUGGACGUGGACGUGGACGUGGACGUGGACGUGGACGUGGAAGUGGACGUGGACGUGGACGUGGACCUGGACGUGGACCUGGACGUGGACAUGGACGUGGACAUGGACGUGGACAUGGACGUGGACGUGGACGUGGACGUGGACGUAGACAUGGACGUGGACGUGGACGUGGACAUGGACAUGGACGUGGACGUGGACGUGGACAUGGACGUGGACAUGGACGUGGACGUGGACGUGGACGUAGAAAUGGACGUGGACGUGGACGUGGACGUGGAAUGGACGUGGACGUGGACGUGGACGUGGACGUGGACGUGGACGUGGAAAAUGGACGUGGACGUGGACGUGGACGUGGACGUGGACAUGGACGUGGACGUGGACGUGGACGUGGACGUGGACGUGGACGUGGACGUGGACGUGGACGUGGACGUGGACGUGGACGUAGACAUGGACGUGGACGUGGACGUGGACGUGGACGUGGACAUGGACGUGGACUGGGAAGUGGACGUGGACGUGGACGUAGAAAUGGACGUGGACGUGGACAUGGACGUGGACAUGGACGUGGACGUGGAAGUGGACGUGGACGUGGACGUGGACGUGGACGUGGACGUGGACGUGGAAACGUGGACGUGGACGUGGACGUGGACGUGGACGUGGAACGUGGACGUGGACGUGGACGUGGACGUGGAAAUGGACGUGGACGUGGACGUGGACGUGGACGUGGACGUGGACGUGGACGUGGACGUGGACGUGGACGUGGACAUGGACGUGGACGUGGAAAUGGACGUGGACGUGGACGUGGACGUGGACGUGGACGUGGACGUGGACGUGGAAGUGGACGUGGACGUGGACGUGGAAGUGGACGUGGACGUGGACGUGGACGUGGACGUGGACGUGGACGUGGACGUGGACGUGGACAUGGACGUGGACGUGGACGUGGACGUGGACGUGGACGUGGACGUGGACGUGGACGUGGAAAUGGACGUGGACGUGGACGUGGACGUGGACGUGGAAAUGGACGUGGACGUGGACGUGGACAUGGACGUGGACGUGGACGUGGACGUGAACAUGUGGACGUGGACAUGGACAUGGACAUGGACGUGGACGUGGACAUGGACGUGGACGUGGACGUGGACGUGGAAAUGGACGUGGACGUGGACGUGGACGUACGUGGACGUGGACGUGGACGUGGACGUGGACGUGGACGUGGACGUGGACGUGGACGUGGACGUGGACGUGGACAUGGACGUGGACGUGGACGUGGACGUGGACGGACGUGGACGUGGACGUGGACAUGGACGUGGACGUGGACGUGGACGUGGACGGGACGUGGACAUGGACGUGGACGUGGACGUGGACGUGGACAUGGACGUGGACGUGGACGUGGACGUGGACGUGGACGUGGACGUGGACGUGGACGUGGACGUGGACGUGGACGUGGACGUGGAAAUGGACGUGGACGUGGACGUGGACGUGGACGUGGACGUGGACAUGGACGUGGACGUGGACGUGGACAUGGACGUGGACGUGGACGUGGACAUGGACGUGGACGUGGACGUGGACGUGGACGUGGACAUGGACGUGGACGUGGACGUGGACGUGGACGUGGACAUGGACGUGGACGUGGACGUGGACGUGGACGUGGACGGGACGUGGACAAAUGGACGUGGACGUGGACGUGGACGUGACGUGGACGUGGACGUGGACGUGGACGUGGACGUGGACGUGGACGUGGACGUGGACGUGGACGUGGACGUGGACAUGGACGUGGACGUGGACGUGGACGUGGACGUGGACGUGGACGUGGACGUGGACAUGGACGUGGACGUGGACAUGGACGUGGACGUGGACGUGGAACGUGGAC
Messenger RNA from Closterium sp. NIES-65, 3892 nucleotides. NCBI's taxonomy places the organism in Eukaryota, Viridiplantae, Streptophyta, Zygnematophyceae, Desmidiales, Closteriaceae. The record is from the annotation of a GenBank genome assembly.